AUGAGGCUCCUUUCCCUCACUCUGGCCCUGCUGGUGCUGGUCGCCACAGCGCUCGCCGGCAACGUGCUCGACCUCACCGCCACCAAGGACUUCAACCAGCACAUUGGCAAGUCGCAGGGCGUGCUCGUCAAGUACUACGCCCCUUGGUGUGGACACUGCAAGAGCCUCGCUCCCAUCUACGAAAAGGUCGCCGAUGCCUUUGCGCACCAGAAGGAGACGGUCCUGAUCGCCAAGGUGGACGCGGACAAGAACAAGGAGCUCGGCCAGAAGGCGGGCAUCCGUGGAUUCCCCACGCUCAAGUGGUAUCCUGCCGGCUCGACCGAGGCCGAGGAGUUCAACUCGGGCCGCGAUCUGGACAGCAUCGCCAAGCUGGUCACUGAGAAGAGCGGCAAGAAGAGCACCGUCAAGCCGCCCCCGCCGCCUGCUGCCGAGCAGCUGACCAACCGCAACUUUGACAAGAUCGUCAUGGACGAGAACAAGGAUGUGCUCGUCGAGUUCUACGCCCCCUGGUGCGGACACUGCAAGAACCUCAACCCCAUCUACCAGCAGGUGGCUCAGGACUUUUCCGGUGACGACGACUGUGUGGUCGCCCAGAUGGAUGCCGACGAAGAGUCGAACAAGGCCAUCGCGCAGCGAUACGGCGUCUCUUCGUACCCGACGCUCAUGUUCUUCCCCAAGGGCGACAAGAGCAACCCCAUGCCGUACAACGGCGGUCGAGGCGAGGAAGAUUUCCUCAAAUUCCUCAACGAAAAGUGCCAGACCUGGCGCACCAAGGGCGGUCUGCUGUCGGAGCUCGCCGGCAGGAUGCCUACGCUCGACGGCUUUGCUGCUCGCUGGUACACGUCGCCUGCGGACAAGAAGAGCACCAUCUACUCGGAGUUCAUCGACUACGUCAACACCAUGAAGGCCAGCUCCAAGGUCGACAAGAAGAAGAGCGAGGCUGCCGACUACUACCUCCGCGUGCUCGACAAGGCCAACCAGAGCGCCGGCUACAUUGAGAAGGAGACCAAGCGUCUCAGCAGCAUCCUCAAGAAGCACGCCGAGGGCACCAGCCAGCUUGCGGGCAGGAAGGUGGACGAGCUCACCAAGAAGAAGAAUGUGCUUCUUGCAUUCGUCAACGAGCGCAUCGCUGCCCAGGCCGAGAGGCAGAAGAAGGACUUCGAAGCUCGCAAGGAGGAGCUCUAA
Molecule: messenger RNA, 1185 nt
Organism: Moesziomyces antarcticus
Lineage: Eukaryota; Fungi; Basidiomycota; Ustilaginomycetes; Ustilaginales; Ustilaginaceae
Product: protein disulfide isomerase
Exons: 1
Coding region: 1-1185 (394 amino acids)
Biological process (GO): protein folding
Cellular component (GO): endoplasmic reticulum
Molecular function (GO): protein disulfide isomerase activity
Source: RefSeq, a predicted model, not a curated record